Penicillium mononematosum is the source of this 1170-nucleotide messenger RNA. RefSeq lists its product as uncharacterized. The transcript is spliced from 2 exons. The record is from RefSeq and is a predicted model, not a curated record. Bases 1 to 1170 code for a protein of 389 amino acids. NCBI's taxonomy places the organism in Eukaryota, Fungi, Ascomycota, Eurotiomycetes, Eurotiales, Aspergillaceae.
AUGGGCAAAACCAAAGUCCGCCUGGAAGAUCUCCCAUUGGAAAAAAGACUCAGAGUCACCCUGUACAAUAUAGAUGACUGCAACGCCGCAAUUCGCGGCCAAAAGAUACCUGGUGCACUCGGACUAAAAGUCCAACGCUUCGCUGUUAUCCGUGGCAUUCGACACCACGAUGGUUUCGCCCACGAGUUACGCGGCGUCGCACCAGAGUUCACUCGUGCACUCAACGCGCGUGCAAUUAUGAGCGGAGUGAUCCCGGAGAUCAACGACUCCCCUGAGAUACCCUAUUGCAUCUGGUAUCCGGAACCUCCAUCCCAGGAGACCCUUCGCAAUUUGGUGAAGCGUUAUCCCAACAUGAUUUAUCACGCUGCUCGCUCCUGUGCCGUGGCGGGAUACUUUGAUCUUUACUCGGAGCUUCAGGUUCUUCCCGAGGUUCAUGUUGCUGCCGAGGCUCGCGACGCUAGCCUAGCAAGGAAGAACAAAGGAGUGGAUAACAGCAGCAAGCAUUCCGUCAAUCUUGUUGAUUACAUCGAGUGGGAUUCGAAAGAGUACAAUACGUAUAACCACUUCAACAUCACUGAGGAUCUGGGAAUCGACGAUCAUAGUUGCGGUGCGCCUGAGCCUCUGGCCAGCUUUUGGCCACUUCUGUAUUCGCCUCUGCCGUCAGACCUUCCACCAGUCAAUAAAGACAACCUGAUUCUAUCGGCUGCAUAUAGAGGUGACGUGGAUCGAUAUGUACGCCUACGACGCCCACAGAUGAUCGAACAAGAAUUCCACGCUAUCAUUUUGGGGAUCUACAAUCACCCCCUUUGGGCGCGAUGGUGGAGCACACAGGUGCCAGAGGUCUCCGAUAAAAGUGAGGACGUAUCCCUAAGGCGCGCAAUCAAUGCUCGACGCAUCAUCAGCGACGAUAUUACUUGUAUCACGCUAAGUACCCCGGUAUCGCUGGUACCUCGCAGAAUCUGGUGGCCUAGUGUUGCUUCCCCAGUGACCUACGUGCGUCUCGCGCAGAAAAGACCUGAUAUGCUCGCGUCUUGUCUACGAGCAUGUAUUGUCGCUGAUUACGAAGAUGCGUGGGAUGAAAUCCUGAUCGGGUCAUCCGAUGGCCCGAAUGAUUUCCAAAGUCACUCGACUUUCCGAAGUCGUCACAUCGCAGAUCUAUGCCGAGGCUAA